ACGCGGAGCCGCUGAGCCGCGAGGACGCCCGGCUGGAGCUGCCCUCUGCACCCGAGCCAAAGCUCCCUGCCUUUUGCCGCGGCGCUGGGCGGGCGCCCCCGCCUCCCUCGCUCAGCUCCCGCACGUCCGGGAGCUCAGCCGCCGCCCGGUGCUGCGGGGCCGGCGCGAUGCGGCAGCUGUGCCGGGGCCGCGUGCUGGGCAUCUCGGUGGCCAUCGCGCACGGUGUAUUCUCGGGCUCCCUCAACAUCCUGCUCAAGUUCCUCAUCAGCCGCUACCAGUUCUCCUUCCUGACCCUGGUGCAGUGCCUGACCAGCUCCACAGCGGCGCUGAGCCUGGAGCUGCUGCGGCGCCUUGGGCUCAUCGCUGUGCCCCCCUUCGGCCUGAGCCUGGCGCGCUCCUUCGCGGGGGUCGCAGUGCUCUCCACACUGCAGUCGAGUCUUACGCUCUGGUCCCUGCGCGGUCUCAGCUUGCCCAUGUACGUGGUCUUCAAGCGCUGCCUGCCCCUGGUCACCAUGCUCAUCGGCGUUUUGGUGCUCAAGAACGGCGCACCCUCGCCAGGGGUGCUCACGGCCGUGCUCAUCACCACCUGCGGCGCCGCCCUGGCAGGAGCGGGCGACCUGACGGGAGACCCCAUCGGGUACAUAACGGGUGUGCUAGCGGUGCUAGUGCACGCCGCCUACCUGGUGCUCAUCCAGAAGGCGAGCGCAGACACAGAUCAUGGGCCGCUCACCGCGCAGUAUGUCAUCGCCAUCUCUGCCACACCACUGCUGGUGGUCUGCUCUUUCGCCAGCACUGACUCCAUCCACGCCUGGGCCUUUCCUGGCUGGAAGGACCCCGCCAUGGUCUGCAUCUUCGUGGCCUGCAUACUGAUCGGCUGCGCCAUGAACUUCACCACCCUACACUGCACCUACAUCAACUCAGCCGUGACCACCAGCUUCGUGGGCGUGGUGAAAAGCAUCGCCACCAUCACGGUGGGUAUGGUGGCUUUCAGCGAUGUGGAGCCCACCUCUCUGUUCAUUGCCGGUGUCGUGGUAAACACCCUGGGCUCCAUCAUUUACUGUGUGGCCAAAUUCAUGGAGACCAGAAGGCAAAGCAACUAUGAGGACCUGGAGUCGCAGCCCGAGGGAGAGGAAACGCAGCCAAGUGGAGAUCAGCUGCCUUUCGUGAUGGAAGAGCUUCCCGGGGAGGGUGGAAAUGGGGGGACAGAGGGUGGGGAGGAAGCAGGUGGCUCCACUCAGCAGAGUGGACCAGAGUUGAGGGGCAGCCCCCGAGGGGUCCCACUGGUGGCUAGGAGCUCAAAGAUCUCAGACACCUCUGAAGAAGGGAGUAAAAGGUCCUUAAAAGACGCUUACCUGGAAGUGUGGAGGUUAGUUAGGGGAACGAAGUAUAUGAAGAAGGAUUAUUUGAUAGAAAAUGAGGAGUUACCCAGUCCUUGAGAAGGACAUGCACGUAUGUACACAUGUACAUACAGCUAUUUUAUAUGUUAAAAAUAAUAUAUUUUAAUGAGGGGCCUCCCAGCUUUAUUCUUUAAGGAGUGGUUAAGGAAAGCAAAGUUCAAAGGACCUACAGCAACAAAAUUAGCACCUACGUGAAUUAUUUAGCAUGACUGAGGCAUCACAGAGAAAAAAACAUGUGAAGGUGCUUAACAAAGUGAAACAGCACUUUCAGCUUCAAACUCCUGGCACACUUAGUUAUUUAUUUUUGUCUUUAUAACCAUAAC
Messenger RNA from Marmota flaviventris (yellow-bellied marmot), 1720 nucleotides. RefSeq names its product solute carrier family 35 member D3 (gene Slc35d3). NCBI's taxonomy places the organism in Eukaryota, Metazoa, Chordata, Mammalia, Rodentia, Sciuridae. The record is from RefSeq and is a predicted model, not a curated record.